GCCAUGCGCUGGGCCCUGCUGCUGGCCGCGGCCGCGCUGCUGGCGCCCGCCGCCGCCGCGGCGCCCGCCGCGCGAGAGGAGCUGCUCUUCCAGGCCUGGAUGGUGCAGAAUAACAAGAAGUACGGUUUGGAGGAGUAUUACCACAGGCUGCAGAUCUUUGUCAACAAUAAAAGGCAAAUCGAUAAGCACAAUGCUGGGAAUCACACGUUUGAAAUGGGUCUGAACCAAUUUUCAGAUAUGACGUUCACAGAAUUUAAAAAAAUGUAUCUGUGGAGUGAACCGCAGAACUGCUCAGCCACGAAGGGGAACUUCCUGCGCAGCUCUGGGCCGUAUCCUGACUCUAUUGACUGGAGGAAGAAGGGAAAUUACGUGACUCCUGUGAAAAACCAGGGCCCCUGUGGGAGCUGCUGGACCUUUUCUACCACGGGGUGUCUGGAGUCUGCAAUUGCUAUAGCAACGGGAAAACUCUUGUCUCUGGCGGAACAGCAAUUAGUUGAUUGUGCUCAGGCUUUUAACAACCAUGGCUGCAGUGGGGGCCUGCCAAGCCAAGCGUUUGAAUACAUACUGUAUAACAAAGGGCUCAUGGGGGAGGACACCUACCCAUACCGGGCUGAGAAUGGCACGUGCAAGUUCCAGCCGGACAAGGCUAUCGCUUUUGUCAAAGAUGUUGUCAAUAUCACGGAGUAUGAUGAGGCUGGCAUGGUCGAAGCAGUGGGGAAGCACAACCCAGUGAGCUUUGCAUUUGAGGUGACGAGUGACUUCAUGCACUACAGAAAAGGAGUCUAUUCAAACUCAAGAUGCAAGCACACUCCCGACAAGGUGAACCAUGCUGUCCUAGCUGUGGGGUAUGGAGAAGAAAAUGGGACUCCUUACUGGAUUGUUAAGAACUCCUGGGGCCCACUAUGGGGCAUGGAUGGGUACUUCCUUAUUGAACGUGGCAAGAAUAUGUGUGGUCUGGCCGCUUGUGCAUCUUAUCCAAUUCCUCAGGUGUAAGAGGGGAGCGCAGGCUGGUGAAGGCAGCCACUGAAACGUGAACAACUCAUUGUAUAGGAAUUUCUAAAUGCUAAAAUAAACAAUCUGAAGAAAAACAAAGAACAAAAUCAGUUGAAAUUUGUUCCAUGCAGGUAGAUUCCUCUGCUUGCACAAAGCUUCUUACAGCAGGUAGAUCUAUGCCGUCUUCCGUAUUCCCCAGCCCAAAGCAAGCAUGCAAGCCUGAACGGACCUUCCAGGUCUGAGAGCCAGAAGCUCCUGUCUUCUCAUCCCAGUGCAAUGCCCUUAUUGUGUACCUGGCUCUCUCUGCACUAACACAGGGCACGAACCAUCUACUGAGAUAGGAUGUUGUUGAGGGGAGGGUGGCCGAUUAGAUCAGAGAGCACUUUGAACAUGCAAAGGCCAAGCAGUUGUUAUCAGACAAAUUUUGCCAGUCCAGUUUUGAGACGCUGUGGCAACAUUUACCCCAUUUCUAAGGUGACUGUUCCUGCUCACCAGACCUAACUUAAGGGGAUUUUUCUAAUUUCUUCGAAGGCAAUUUUUCUUUUCAAUUCAGAAAGUGAUGUGAUUAAGUUUUAAUCUAUUUUCAUUGAAUAUUUUAGUAUUUUUGUAAAGAAUUUGGUUGUAUUAAUGAAAAUACUGAAGAAAGGGGUGAUUUUUCUUUUAGGAAUCAAGGCAUGAGCUAUAAGUUUAAAAGCAUGCAGUUUUGAGAGAAGCCCUGACACCAGUAGGGGGCAUUUCUGUUAAAUAUUAUUUCAUGUUAAAGUAUUGCUACUGACUUAUUACAGUGUACUAUCGGAGAAAAUAAAAA
Molecule: messenger RNA, 1801 nt
Organism: Rhea pennata
Lineage: Eukaryota; Metazoa; Chordata; Aves; Rheiformes; Rheidae
Gene: CTSH
Product: cathepsin H
Exons: 12
Coding region: 4-993 (329 amino acids)
Cellular component (GO): lysosome
Molecular function (GO): cysteine-type endopeptidase activity
Source: RefSeq, a predicted model, not a curated record